Molecule: messenger RNA, 1047 nt
Organism: Rhizoctonia solani
Lineage: Eukaryota; Fungi; Basidiomycota; Agaricomycetes; Cantharellales; Ceratobasidiaceae
Exons: 5
Coding region: 1-1047 (348 amino acids)
Source: RefSeq, a predicted model, not a curated record
AUGGCUUCCCCUGCUUUGGUCGUUCCACCGUUGACACCGGCUCCUUCUGCAUCGAAGGAAUCCCAAGAUUCCUUGAAUGGAACGCAAUCGAACGCAUUUAUUCGAGGGUACCAGCGAAUAUUUCAGACUUUGGGAUUCAAGAAAGGAUGUAGUUUUAUACUUUGGUUCAUCUUUGGGGGCGGAUUGCUCGGAUUCGUUCUCGCCCGGUUUAUGUAUCUUCACGUCCCAACGAUGCUGGCGGAGAUAGCACCAGGUGAAGCCUACUGGUUCCGUCGAGGCAUAUACAAGGCCGGUAUGCUCGUUCACCUCGGGAGCAUUCUCCCAUCCGGUUUCCUCGCCGUCUUCCAGUUCGUCCCCGCCAUCCGAUACAAGGCUAUUCUCGUCCACCGAAUUUCGGGUUACGUCUCCAUCUUUCUCUUGUUCAUCGGUAUGGCCUCGGCAUUUGUCAUUACCCGUCGCUCGUUUGGGGGCGAGAUGGCCAGUCAGACAUGGACGAUGACGAUUGGGCCGUUGGUUCUCGUCAUGGCGACCCUGGGGUGGGUGAAUAUCAAGAGGUUGCAGAUUGACCAGCACCGCAAGUGGAUGCUGAGGACUUGGUUCUAUGCGUCUUCGAUCAUUACUGCAAGGUUAAUCAUGAUCAUUAGCGCCAAUAUUCUAUCCACGAUCGGGCAGUAUUAUGUUGUAUGGAGCUGUGAUGAAAUCCUGUAUACUAUCGAUAACAAUUCUACUCGGUUGAUGGAGAUGUUCCCUGCUUGUUCAUCGGGUUCUCUCGAGUCGGUCCAUGUUGCGGUUUCAGCCGUCUGGACCGAGGCCAUAAACAUCGGUUCCGCUCUUCGUCUAACAUUCGGGCCUUCCUUGUGGAUUGCAAGUCUCGUUCAUGCUAUUGGCGUGGAGAUCUACAUUCACCUCACACCAGGUGAAACUGCCCGACUGCGAAAAGUUUCGUAUCAAAAACAAUUGGAGAGGGGCAUGAAACAUCCUGGAAGUAUGGGUACGGUUGGGGACAAACUCGGAGACAACUAUGGAGUCGCAUAUAGCCCUGAAUAA